Molecule: messenger RNA, 12785 nt
Organism: Spirodela intermedia
Lineage: Eukaryota; Viridiplantae; Streptophyta; Magnoliopsida; Alismatales; Araceae
Source: the annotation of a GenBank genome assembly
AUGGUGUUCUUAAGGGGCGUCUCCGUGCUUUCCAAGAUACGAUCCCGUCUAGUAAGUUUUUCUGAUGCUAACGAUGUAAUUGUUCGACCCCGCCUUAGUUCUAUCUGCUUUGUUGUAUGUCGGCAUCUCUUUUUCGAGAGAACGAUUCUGAAGUGGACUGUGCUUCCUAGUGUUGCACAUUUCAUUUUUUAAUGUCGCGGUUUCUCUUGUUUUUCUCCUGCGGUUGGUUAUUGACUCUUCUCACAGGCGCAGCAGUCGGCGACUCUAGGGUCAGUGAGAUGGUUGCAGAUCCAGAGUGCUUCUGAUCUUGUAUGUCCUGAUAGCUUCUAUUUCAGUUGGAUUUACUCAUUAUAAACAUGCAUUUUAUCAUUUUCGAACUUACUCAAUUGUGGUUCUGUUGUCUUGCUUUAUCCUCUUCAUUCAGAUUUACAUAUCAUGGAAGUAUUUAGUAUCUGAACGCACAAUGUCAACGGAAUGAAUCUUCUGACUGCACCAGCCCUUUUGUGCCGAAGUAUAAUGUCUGUCAUGCUUAGUGUUUUAAACAUGCUGAGAUUUCUUGAGUGACAGAUGCAGUAAAUCAGCAAUAUCCUUUGGGAGGUCUUUGUUUCUCCUCAUUCUGUAGCGGGAUUAGGGAUACAAUGGUUUGCCUUUAUUUACUAGUGAUAUCUCAGUCAGCUUGGUUAGGCUAAAAAUGUAUUUUCUGCAAUCUAGUUUUUGUUGCAUCUGACGGGGGUUGAUGAAUUUUCUCUGAGAGGAUCGCUUGUUUCAAUAUCCAACUUGUGCAUGUGAGGGAAACACUUACAGGCUGCACUGUUAUUCUGUAAUCUUAAUUUGGUUGGUUAGUAAGAAAUCUUUUCAACAUAAGAUUUGGUGUCGAGCGACCUUGGUAAAAUGCACACGCUCUGUAAACUCCCAUUCGGUAUUUGUACCACCGUGUUCAAUGCUAGGUUGGCAUCUGAGUGUGAAACUUAUCUUCUCUCAGAGAAAACUAUGGAUCCUUCGUCAUUUAUUGCUGAAUUCAGAUUGAAAAGUUCUGCAAACAGCUAUUUUUGCCCGAAAGACUAAUUGAAAAAUCUUACCUGAAUAAAAAAUAGCAUGUGAUUUUUUUAACCAUGUGUCAGUCAUAAGUCUUUGAAAGAAUGAACGGACAAUAAUUCUGAAUCUUCACAUAUUUCUUGCUUGUCACGUUAUACUGUCAUUUAAAGCUUUUAAGUCAGUAAAAUAUCAUUUUUAUGGUGCAGGAUCUUCGUUCACAAUUGAAAGAUCUGAUUCCAGAGCAACAGGUACAAUCUUCUUCACAGUGAAAUGUCCUUCGGUUGUUUGUCGAAUAUACAUGCUCUUUCAUAGGAAUGACAUACCUCUAUAUCUUGCUUUCGAAUGAUAGUUUACACGCAUUUUUAAAAUUUUAAACUCAAUAUUUUUUUUUCAACGAACAUGGUUGCUAGAUUCCUACUACAGGGAAUGCGGUUGGGUAAUGCAACUGAAAACCAGUAGUAAUUUCCAAGAACCAUGUAGAACAGUGGGAAUUAAUCAGCCAGAAUCAUAUAAUGCAGUAAUCGGAUCUGAAUCAGCAAGAAAAUUCCUUCUUACUCUUCCCACGGUUAGACUGAUUCAGACUAGUUUCGGCCUUUUUGAUUUUGAUGAAGUUCAGAACUUUCUGUGGCUGAUUCACCCGCUUUUUUUGGUUUUCGAUUCUUUGGCCUUUGAACUAAUAUUUUCAAGUGAAAGUCUGCUUGUUUCAGCCGAUAGAUUUGACAGAGAAUACUUUCCUCUUUUUGGAAGCAAUACUUAACGUUCAGAAAGUUAGAAGGAGAGGGUCCUGAAAUGAAAAACAUUACUCUCACUUUCCAUAGGUUGAGGAAUAUUUUUAAGCAUUUGGUACGUGCCAGUCUGUGUUGAACAGGGAGGUUUGAACACGCCAAUGAUACCUAAGAAUAAGGAGAGUCUAGAAAAAAUAUCGUUGAAUGAAGUGGAGGGUUUGUAUGGUGCAACGAGGAAAAUUGUUGUAGUUUUUUCUCUGAAGCAUGUAUAAAUAUUAGAAUGCAGUUUUUCUUUUUCAUAGUUAGAUAGCUCCAGUGGGGUUUUUAAGUGUACAUUUUUUCUUUCAUUGUUUCCUCAUUAACACCUUUUCUUUCAUUUAAAUUAUCGAAUAUAAUACACUAAUUAUUAUAAUCCCUCUAAGUAAAUAUGAAAAUAUUUCAGUUAUUAUAAACCGGAAUUAGCCUUUUGGUUAUCAUGUGAGGGCACAAAACAUGUUGAUGGCACAUAAUAUGCUUUUUCUCCUUACAUUGUGUUUGAUUCGCAAAGUUUCAAUAUUUUCCAUCUAAAACCCUUUUUUUUUGUCUGAUGAUAUAUUAAGUAAUUUUUUAAUGGUAAGAAACCCAAUGUCGUUAGUGAUAAGAUUUAUAUAUGUUUCGUAAGCCAUUCAUAGUGAUGGUUCAAACGUUUUUUGUUUGAUAAAUGUGCCAGCAGUUCACCCCUUCCACCCAAGCAAGAUUUCUUAUGUUCUUAAUACUUCUUUUGCAGGAGCGCUUGAAAAAGUUGAAAUCAGAACAUGGUAAAGUCGAACUAGGAAAGAUCACUCUUGACAUGGUAUGUCUAUCCAUAUGUUUUAAAGUUAAUAUUUGUAUUACUUUUGUGCACUCUUUGCUGGGAUUUUCUUUUUGAUUCUUCUUUUUCUUUCAAUCAAACCUAAUUAGAGAGCACUACGAUUUAAAUGCCAAAAUAUUAUUGAGUUCUUUUUCUUUGAAACUUGACAAGGUAAUUGGUGGAAUGCGAGGAAUGACUGGAUUGUUGUGGGAAACUUCAUUACUUGACCCUGAAGAGGUGAUCUUUUUCUCCUCCUCUGCCCCCAAGUUUGAAGUUUUUUUAUGUGGUUCAAAGAGCUUACCAUUACGCAACAUAUUCUUGUAAAAUCAUGGUAAACCAUUAUACUUCGUUUCCUGCUUCUUUGAGGAUUUAUAUGGGUAUUCCUGUGUGACUUGAAUGGCUUCGUUCACUCUAUCCAUAUUCAGGGAAUACGCUUUAGAGGUCUUUCUAUUCCUGAAUGUCAGAAAGUGCUGCCUGCUGCACUUCCUGGUGGUCAACCAUUGCCUGAGGGUCUUCUAUGGCUUCUUUUGACUGGAAAGGUACAGGCCUUGCUUGCUAAUUUGGUGAUUUUUAUAUUUUAAUAAGCUAUUAAUCCUUUUUCUAAUUUAUGUUUUUAAAAACUUGCUUGUGGCUAGGUGGUCUAUGUCCCAAUGCUGUUAUGAAAGUUUUGAUGCAGGAAUAUGAUUCUCUCAUUUUCUGAAUAAAUAGAGGCAUGGGGAUCAGUAUUGAGUUCUUUCAUGAACAAAAAUUAAUUACUUUAUUGAUUUGGUACCACCAGCUCUAUUACUUUUGUUGCCUCACCUGUCAAAACCAAGUCUGUCAUCUGGUUCAUUUCCGUUUAGAUUUGAAAAAUUAUGGUUAUGGUUCAUUGAACACUUCAUUGUGGGUGGAGGUAGGUUGGGCUGCUGGCAUAAUAACACAUUUCGGAUUAACAACUGUUUCAAGUCGCAAUCGUUUAAGAAAUUUGAAGAUCAAGUUGGAAAUUCUAUAUCGCCUAAAUUUAUGGCAUACGUUUUCACUUUUUGAAAAUAGAAAAGGUUAGAGAUGCAGCCAUGAACUUUGAAACGCACGCAUCUUCUAUCUACAUUGUAAAACUUCAAAAGCAUGGAUGGAUUAAUAUUUAUAAUUUACUUCUGGAAAAUAUCUUUAGUUGAACAAGUGUUUGGAUCCAUGGCCUUCGAAACGCUUUGGAAUAUUUCGUAGGAGAUGUUUGCACUUGUGUUAAUGAAAAUAUAAAUAAUGAUUUAGUCCACAACAUUACAAAUUUAAGAUGAAAAUUAAUUGUGGUUGCUGUAGUCUUGUUUGAAUGAAGUCGAAGUGACAUAGAACUACAUUUGUGUGUAUUUUAAAGUUUUUGACCCUAAUGAAAUUUUGUAUGAAAAAAUAUUUAUAAAACACAUUUUCUUUAGUCUAAAGUCAUGAUAGAAAAAUAUAAAUAUCUAAAUUAUAAAAGCGUUGAAGAACUUACUUGGGUAUUGAAGUUAAGCCGAAAGUGAAUUGACUUGAGUUGAAACGUCAGUGUGAAUGGAUUGACUUGAGUUGAAACAUCAGUGUGAAAAUUAACUUUUUUGCUAGUAUAAUCUAGCGUACACGACAUAUGAAAGUUUAUAAUGGUUUGGCCUAACCUCUAUUCCCCAUGUCUCCCUUUAUGUAUUUUCACUAUGUUAGUUCUUAACCUAUUAGACGUUGACUUUUUUAAGGUACCAACAUCCUUUACUCCAACAAGCCUUGUUCUGUGGCAACCUUUUAAAAUUCAAUAAAAGAUAAGGUAAAUCAACUUAUUAAACGAAUAAGAUAAUUAUAGAACACUGUUGACGCUUGAAUGAUCUAUUAAUUUGGAUGACGAUUGAGUGCUUGAAGGCCCAUGUACUUGAUCUAACAUUUGAUGAAGCUUUUAUUAUUUAGUCUGUCUUGCAAAGAGUUUCUUCGUCAACGAUGAGAUAGUGGCUACUUCUCAUCCUUUUUUGGUUCUUAUUUUAGUUCACGUAACACUUAUGGCCUCGUCAAUUUCCAUACUUGCAUGUCAACACAUGGUCAUAGGUAUUGAUGCCUAAAUUGCAAUGGCUAAUCCCCGUGGCUUCUGGCCUUCGUUUUACUUCUAAAAUGUCAUCACUUGAUAUAUAAGCAUCAAUAUUUGAUGUGUGUCAACACCUGUACUUUGGGAGUUGAUGCCUGAGUUUUGGUUCACUUUUUUGCGUACAACAUAGCUUAUUAUCUUUGCAUGUUUUCUCCGAUAUUUUGAAGGAUCAGUUCAUGUUCCACUGCCUUCCUUUUUUGGUCAUUUUUGGCUUGGAACUUUUGUACUUGCCUACAACUUACAGAAAAAAAAAUUAAUACAGAAAAUGUUAAUAAUUAAAAUCAACUCAUUAGCUUUAACUAUAAUCAACAUAAAACUACAGUAAUAAAAGAAUGGACUUAUAAAAAAUCUCAGUGAACAUAAAUUGUGGUCGGUGGAGUGGAUCACAAUUCAAAUAAAUUCCAAACGAGCAUCAGAGGCCUAGUAAAUCCUGUUAUUUUGAAUUUCUCCCGUAAGGGAGAGGACAAUAUAUAAAUAAAAGAAAAAUAUAAUAGGACAAUAUAAAUAAUAUAAGUACUAUAAAUAAAUAUAUACAAAUAAAAAGAAUGAAAAAAAAGUCACAUAAAAGCUGAGAAACCGGUUGUCUUUUUGGCAAGACAAUGACCAGGAGAAUGGGAAGAUUGAUUUUAUAUGGAUGCUGGCUGUGAAGGAAUAAUGUGAUUUAUGAUGUUGGCGAAUUAUUGAAUAGCGUUCAUGCCAUUAAAUUUUAUUAAUCAUGGGGUAAUGAUGUUAGUUAUAUGAAGAUACCGUAUUUGCUCCUUGAUUACUCUCAAGAAAAAAAAAAAGGAAUAAUUGAGGGAAAAUGUCAGAUAUGCAGGAAAAAUCGUUUUUGUGCCAAAGCGUAUGUUCUUUUCUACACACGAAAUACUUCUUAGGGCUCUGUGUUCGAUCUGCUUUUUGAAUAUAUAGAGUUGUUAUUUUUUCUUGGAAUUACGUUUCUCACUUGGCGCCUCUUUGUUCAUUCUUGAUUGUUUUACCUACUGUAGAUACCAAAUAAGGACCAAGUUGAUUCUUUAUCCAAGGAAUUGCAGUCACGCUCUUCAGUUCCAGGUUUUAUCGUUUACUACCUUUUGACCAGUUCAUAUGCUCUGUAUGAUCACUUUUUUUGCCGAAGUUAUAUGGAAGUUUGCUAUAACACAUUAGCUGUUGCCUUUAACUUGAUUUUCACUAUUCAAGCAUGCUGAUUUCUUGCUGAGGAUCAUUAAUCAUGCCUUGAAUCGGUGGUGUUGACUUAUAUGCGUGUCUUGCGAUUCCGAAAUGUGAAUGGUUUCAAGGAAAAGUAUGGAUAGGGAAUGUACAUAAUGGGCAAAACCAAACACCUAAUAGCUACUCCAAGAAACAAGGUUUAAGUAUAACCCUUUGUAAUUUUAAUUUUUACUGACAAGGUUUAGAGUUUGUUGUGAUAUGUAUAACUUUUCUUCUGGUUACAUAAAUGAUGCUGCUAGAGUUGGUUUUGGGUUUGGAUUUGUGGCCAGAAGCUUUCAGCAUGAUUAACGAUUUUUUAAGCUUCAGUUGACUGGGAAGCCUAGUACUUGAAUGAGGGUCUACGGUUACCUUUGUAAGGUUCAUGAUCAAGUUCACGUCAUGUUCAAUAGUUACAGAUGACCAAAUGACUAAUUUAGCUUUAUUUGCUAUUUCCCAAUGUCCUUAAAUUUGUUCCAACCUGCUGGCUGUGCUGAGCGGGUAGUGACUGGGAGGAGCUGCCUUUUUUUUCACUUAGGAUCUGUGACUCUGCUCCCAUUACUUUAGUAUCCGGUUCGUUCUCUGUUUGAUUCUAAGCUUCUCAGGGAGCUUCAGUUCCUUAUUUGUGUUGCAUGUCUGAACAUUGGUAACACGAAUCCUGGUCGGUCUUCCCUUUUCAUACCCUGGACCGCAUGCCUUGUAAUUGGCAUUGGUUAAGAUUUAGUAGAUAACUUUUCUAAUUCAUUUGACACUUUAGCUUCUCCGCUGGUUCCCCAUUGUGUGUUUUGCCUCACUUCUGAAUUCAAUUAUGACGAAUAGCUUUUGAUCCAAAUCAUGCAUUGAGGCUAGAUAUUUGCGUGUUUACUUUGAUUUUGGUGAUUUACUUUGUUGUCCUUCAACACUGCAUGCAUCUAAGCGUAAAUACCCCAGAAAAUUAAUCCUUUCAGUGUGUUGGCAGAGUAUGUAUACAAGGCUAUUGAUGCACUUCCUAUAACAUCUCAUCCAAUGACACAAUUCGCGUCUGGCAUUAUGGCACUUCAGGUUGAUAAUGAUAUUUUUUUAUGAUAUUUCUAGUAAUUUUUUAGUAGCAUUUUCUACUGCACUUUUAGUGACUUAUCAAAUAUUCUUGUGACUGACUAUUAAGCUGAAAAUGCACAAUCAAUAUGUCUAUCAUUUAUUUAUACAGCUUUUACGCUGAUUUUUUUGUUGAGUUACAUCCUAUAUCUCCAACUCUUGGGAGAGUGCCAUUUUUUUAAGAUUAUUAAAUAUGCUGAGCUAUUUUUGUAGUCUUUUUUGUUUGCAUAUGGUUGUUUUUUUUAUUGUCAAAUGUUGUUGUUUUCUGAUUGUGAGCUUUAUGAUAAUAUUCAUCUAGUAAAAGUGGUGUGAUACUCCAUUUCCGUACUUUGUUGGGAGAUAUCCAGAGUUUUAUACUUGUGAAUCAAAACACUCAUGGGAGUACAGUAAUUCAGUGGUAUGCCAAUCUUUCCUGGUUAAAUGGUGAACUAGUCUAAACAGGCUAAUUUUAAAUAAUAUUCUAUUUUUUUAACAUGCUAAUGUUGAGUAUUGCAAGACAUGUCUAAAAACAGUAGUUCUGUUUUUUCUGGCAUAGUAAGACAUGCCAAUACACAUGCAAGACAGGCCAUUGUCAGUUUUUUUAAUUUCCCAUUAGAAACAUUGAUAAUCCUAUUUAAUCAAUCAAAGACGCCAGUUUUUGUUCCUAGCUGGUAAACAAUUGUUGGAUUUGUAUGUAACCAGUCAAAAAUAUCACAUAUUCAUUAGGCUUUGGCUGGUGCAUCUUUUCUCAGUGGAGGCCUUUCCUUUUCCUAUCCUGCAUAAAAUGGCUGGUCCACUCCCCACUGAGAAGCAGGUUCUGAUCCUUUAGAAUCACCUAUAAUUAAUGUUUUCCUUCUCUUCUUGAUUUUACUUUUGCUCCUUGUGUUGGUCAUGUGAGCCUUUCCUUCUCUCUUUAAGGUCACCGUUUAGAAUGGUUGGAGUGUGAUGCUGCCAUGGCGCAUCUGGGGUAGAAUUUCUUGCGAACUUUCAAUUAGUGAUGUAGGAAUGAUGCACUCUUUUAGGAGCGAAGGAUUGGCACUGAUCAAGGGACUUUUUGAUAUCUCCAACUAGCACUAUUUUUCUACCAUGGAAAAGUUGCUCCUAAUUUUUUCUCUAUUCAACUUCCUCUGCUAGAAAUGCUUUCCAAAACAGAAGAGUUGGCAAAUUAUCCAAGGAAGAUGUCAGUUGUCAGAUCACUCAAUUCCUUGGAGUGAUCACAUCUUCGCUCCUUUCCAAAGAGGUAAAAGACAAUGAUUCCCCCGUCUUCUCACUCUUGAGAGUGAGAACCUAUGCAUCUUGGGGUUUGAUAUCUAUAUGCAAAGAAGCUCUAGAGGUAGGAAGGGUAGGGAACAAACCAGUUUGUGGAGUGUUCUUCGGGGAUAUUAUGAACAGAGGAAUCUCAGAGCUUCUGAAGGAAGAUAUCAUUUAAAAAAAAAGUGUAGUCAGCGUUCUCCUGAUGCAGGCAUGCUCUGUUUAUCAAUUGGGCAAGGGUCAACCCCAGUUUCUCAUCAUGAUCCAUACAGCCCAGGCCUAAAAUAUUACAGUUUAGUGUGAAGUUCAUCUAGUGUAUAUUUUUGUAAACUCAAUUCAUCGAGCCAUUGAUAUUGCGUUAUUAGUAGCAAACAUGCCUUUCGGUGAUCCCUUGAUUCUCAGGAUAAACUGGGAUGCUGAUAAUAGUUGCCUAUUUGGACUUUAUAUCAGGUUCAAAGUGAAUUUCAGAAGGCAUAUGAGAAGGGAAUAUCAAAGGCGAAGUGAGUUUUAACUCUAUUACACGAGCUAAACUUCAUCCUCACACUUAAAACAAACAUAUUGGAGUUCACGCGAUAUUUCGUAUCACAGAAACCUUAAUUGCUUUCAGGUAUUGGGAGCCUACCUUUGAGGACUCUCUGAACCUGAUUGCGCAAGUUCCUGUUGUGGCUGCAUAUGUGUAUAGAAGGUAAAAAUUCGUUUUACAUGUUGUCAGUUAAAUUUCCUUUUACAUGAAGUGGUCUACGGUACAUCCAUUUUAAUUAUUUUAUUGCCUGGUAUCAUUGUCAACCAACGAUUCAUGGGAGAGAUAUAGAACUCUCACCUGAAAAUUCCGUCUGUUUUUCCUUAUUUUCUGUCUAAAUCAACUGAAAUGUCUCUAAAGCUUUCAAAUUUAAUAUUAUCCCGAACUUUGUUUAGGGGAACUUUCAGUAUGUUAACUUAAUUUCCUUGCUUGAAGAAUAUACAAAAAUGGGCAAAUCAUACCUUCGGAUGAAUCUUUGGAUUAUGGUGGAAACUUCUCCCACAUGCUUGGCUUUGAUGAUCCCGAAAUGCUGGAGCUAAUGAGACUAUAUGUCACUAUCCACAGGUAUUCAUAUAGCUUUCCUGUUCAUGGUGUACUUUUCCUUGUCAGUUCUAUUUUCCUUUUUUCUUUCCCAUAUUUUUGAGUUCUGCAUGCAAAUGACAUAACUAACCACUCUUUAUAAUUACAUUUAUGAACAGCGAUCAUGAAGGGGGUAAUGUUAGUGCUCAUACCGCACAUCUGGUAAGUAUCAGCCUUGUUUUAUUGCUGAGAGAUUGUUUUUGUGGCAUAUUCCUUGAUGUUCAUUACAUACUACUAAUAUAAUAUGUAAUGGAUGGAGGAAAGAUGCAUCCCCCCAUACAUUUUUCAUUCUAAAGAAUUAUGUCCAGCAUGUAUUGUUGCAGAAUCUGUGUUCUCUCAUUGCUUACUUAACGAGGUGGGUAUUUCCCACUUGCGCUGACAGUAGAAUAUGCGCUCAACCUGCAGGUUGCUAGUGCACUUUCAGAUCCCUAUCUUUCAUUUGCAGCUGCAUUAAAUGGUUUAGCUGGCCCGCUUCAUGGAUUGGCCAAUCAGGUAAAUAAUAUAGCCAUUUUUUUUCUCCAAUUUUUCUUUUACAAUGUUUGCAUCAACAUAUAAAUUAUCCACUAAAACUACAAUUCAUCUGAAUUUUCCAUUGUCAUUACCGUCAGCAUUGAGAACCAUCUUUUGGGGCUAUUCCAGAUUUUUAAUGGUUCUCGGGAAUGUGACUAAUUUUAUGGGUUGAAAUAUUGCGAUGAAGAUAGGUUUGGUUAGAAAGAUCCAUCACCACCAGGACCUCGUUUAAGUAAGACGUGAAGAUGUGCUGUCAAAAAUCUUAUAAAGUUCCUUGUUGAAGGUGGCAUAAAACACAAUCACGCUGGAGUUGGGCUUCCAGAGUUUAUCAAUCUAAGUUCAACACCAUCCUGUGCCAUUCUUAGAUUGGUUGGACGAAUGAGAAGUGAACAGGAUUAGGAUCAUUAUUUUUCGUGGGGAGCUUCUCUUCUAUUCUGGCUACCCUUUCUCCCGUAUCUAAAGUUAAAAUGUUCAUUGAUCAACCCGAGUGAGGUCAACUUGUUCAGUGUUAACUUCUUCGGUGAUAAUACUCAUCCUGGUCUCCCCCUGGUUUAUAGAUCAGGCUCUCUUUAUGUAUUCCAAUUACACUUUUGAUUUCUCUGAAGAAGAGAAUGGUACCACUUGUCAAUAAUUAAAUCUAUUCGUACAUGGUUAACACAGAACAAUUUGGAUUGUUUGAACUCAAACUAUACUAUUUAGUUCCCAUUUUUAAUUCUGGAUAUAUUGCGUUUCUUCAUGGCUAUAAAUCAACUGCUUUUGCCUCUGAGAGCCAGAGUCUUUUUAUAACAUUUUUUUUAUCCCAUCUUAUGGCUACAGGAGGUCUUGUUGUGGAUCAAAUCUGUGGUAGAAGAAUGUGGGGAGAACAUAACAACUGAGCAACUGAAGGAAUAUGUCUGGAAGACAUUAAAUAGUGGCAAGGUAAGAACGCUUAUGCGUAGAUUUGGGCAAUUGAUUCCCAUUAAAAAAUAGUUCACCAUGCAUUUAAGGAGUUCAUUGUUUUAGACCCGGUUUAUUUUAGUGCACGUUUCUGUAGCAGAAUGCGUAUCUAAACUCGAUGGAUAUGAAUGUAGAUUCUUCUUUUUGCUCUUAUAAUUCACUAUUGUUCAUGAUGGAUUUUACUGACUCGGCCUUGUGCCUGAAAUUUCUUGGUUUACUGAAAAGCUGUGAGAUGAUACGCCAGUCUUUGUAACGUUUUAUGUGAUUUCUGGAAAGUUGGGUCAAUGCGUGAAAUUUAUUUACUUUGUAGGAUUUACACAAAUAUGAAAAGAACAGAAAUACAAUGAAACGUUACAAAGACGUUAGUACAAAUAUCCUAACGAAGAGAUCCUUAGGGAUGCUGAGCAAAUUUUUUUGCCCAAACUAUCCUCAGAGAUUCCUUGCAGAUGUUUGGAUUUGUGAUGAAGCUAAAGUACCUGAUAAAACUGGCUCAGUCAGUGUGGUUAGCUAGUUUAUGCAUUGUCCUAAGCUCUUUGCUUGGAGGGCAUUUGGAAAUGUGAGAUUCAUCAAAAUGUUUCAGUAUAAUGCUUUGUCUCUCCCUUUUUGCAUGUUUCCUCCCUACCAUAUUUUUGAACUCCUUAUGUUCAUCUAAAGCUUCAAAAACGUUAUCCAGGUUGUUCCUGGUUAUGGUCAUGGUGUUCUGCGUCAAACAGAUCCAAGAUAUGUAUGCCAAAGGGACUUUGCACUGAAGUACUUACCUGAUGACCCACUUUUCCAGCUGGUAAUAUACUUUUAUGUGGUUGAAAAAACAGUUUAUUUUGAAUUCGUAUUUCCCUUCCUCAGCAGGUUCAAGAUUACCAAAUUGUCUGGGAAAAUUGAUUUGUUGGUUAUACUGAUAAAGACUUUCGCGUUACAGGUUUCAAAGCUUUAUGAGGUAGUCCCCCCAAUACUCACUCAGCUCGGCAAGGUAUGGCUAUUUAUGCCCUUUUUUUCAUUGAAUUAUUUUAUAUUAUUAAGAUAAUGAUCAACCUUCCCUAACGUGUCAAGAUGACCUUCCACCUUCUUCAAAGGUGAAAAUUUUUCUGCUAUAAAAAAAGCCGAAAUUUGAUGGGCGGCUCAUGGGAAGGCUCAAACUGUCUGAUGACAUUAUACUUUUGCUUAUUUAUUUUAAGAUUUGAAACUAUUAUGUUACUGGAUGAAACUUGGUUUAUACAUGUGAUUACCUCAAAGCUUCAUCUGUUAGCCACCAAUUAUUCCAAAUCUGGAGAUAUCACAUUUACUAGUAAUCAGACUCUGUCUACUGUAGAUACAGGUCUUGUCUCAUGAACAAGAUGGGUAUUUUUCAGAAAGAUUUACCGUCCUAACUUUUCUGCUAAAUCUCUCAAACUACAGGUUAAGAACCCUUGGCCAAAUGUUGAUGCUCACAGCGGAGUCUUAUUGAAUUACUUUGGCUUGUCUGAAGCGAGGUGAGCGGUUGCAAGAAUCAUUCGCCGUAAUCCUUCCCAUUGAUUGUCGAUUUGCUUCGGUUUAAACAGGACGAUUAACUUCUCCCACUCUUGAAGGAUGCCCACUUGUAAUUAUAAUUACUGUAUGAUUAUGUUUCCAUGUGCAUUGCUAAUGGAAAUGGCAGUAAUUAUGGCAAAGCCUUUCCAAUCGAAGUAUAAUUGUUGACUUGCCUUAGCUUAAACUGGAUGAUUGACCUCUCCCUCUCAUGAGGAAUGCCCGUUCUACAACUAUAAUUAUCACAUAAUCAUGUUCACACGAUCAAGCUAGUAUUUUGGUAAUAAAAAUCUGGUGCUGAAUGCAGGUAUUUCACCGUCCUCUUUGGCGUCUCGAGAAGCAUAGGGAUCUGCUCCCAGGUUCUGUCCCCUUCUUUGGCCUACUCAGUUUGAUAUCAUCUGAAGAAAGGCCCAUCAUCACCUUUCUUCCUUUUCGUGAAUCCUUGAGCUCUCUCUCUCUCUCUCUCUCUCUCGCUUACGCUCUCUCACUGUGCAGCUGAUAUGGGACCGGGCUCUCGGGCUGCCACUUGAACGACCCAAGAGUGUGACUAUGGAUUGGGUCGAAAGCUUCUGCAAGAAGGCUGCUUGA